GGCUUGGAGAGGCCAGCCCCUUCAUUCAUGAACGAGUCUGAACUGUUUCUACGACAACAGGACAUAAACAGAUGGGGUAUCACUGUCCCGGCUGAAGCCAUUCAGUUGCCACUUACGACAGUGCCAAGUCCAGAACUGAUGGGCAAAUAAUCUCUCAUAUUGGAAGUGACCUUGACAUCUUUGACCAUGCCCACCAAAAUCAAGAAAUCAAGGUCCCAAAGUUCUCGGCCCGCCAAGAAGACUGGGAGUCCAAAAACACCCAAAAAGAAGUCCUCUAGUGCCAAAUCCACCAAAACAGAGGUGGACAUCCUCAGCCCAGCAGCCAUGGAGAAUGUCUACUACAUUUCCCACAAUGCAGUGGACUGUCUGGAGUUCAGAGGCUUUGGGUGGCCACAUUCAAACAAGAAGAAGAAAAAGAAGAAGGGAACAAAACGGAAGAAGAAAAAGUAAAUUAUACAAUUUAUUUUUGCCAAACCAAAGUGAAUUUUUCCUUUUUUCUGGUAAUGAGUUACAUUUAAAUGUUUUGUAAAUGGCGCCAUCUUGUGGACA
Molecule: messenger RNA, 549 nt
Organism: Epinephelus lanceolatus (giant grouper)
Lineage: Eukaryota; Metazoa; Chordata; Actinopteri; Perciformes; Serranidae
Gene: smkr1
Product: small lysine rich protein 1
Source: RefSeq, a predicted model, not a curated record